This is a messenger RNA of Paramecium pentaurelia, 580 nucleotides long. Lineage: Eukaryota; Ciliophora; Oligohymenophorea; Peniculida; Parameciidae. The record is from the annotation of a GenBank genome assembly.
UAUGAAUAGGAAAUAAUAAGCUCCUGUGUCUUAAAAACCAGUUGGUAAAUAACAAUAAGUCAGUCGUAAAUAAUAAGAUAGGUAAAUAAUUAGGGUAUAUUAAUUUUUAGACCAGGUUUGACUGAAGAUGAGAUAGAAGAGAUUAAAGAAGCUUUCAAUUUAUUUGAUACAGAAGGUACAGGCAAAGUAGACCCUAGAGAAUUAAAGGCAGCUAUGUAAAGUUUAGGAUUUGAUUAAAAAAAUCCAACUAUUUUUAAUAUGAUUGCAGAAUUAGAAAAUGAGGGAUAUGAAAUUGAUUUUGAUUAGUUCUUAGAUGCCAUCUCUUCUAAAUUAGGUAAUAGAGAAACAAGAGAUGGAAUCAAUAAAAUUUUUGAUUUAUUUGAUGAUGAUGGUAGUAAUACUAUUAACUUAAAUAAUUUAAAACGAGUAUAAUAUAUUAUUAAUAUUUUAGGUGGCCAAAGAAUUAGGUGAAACAAUGGCAGCUGAAGAACUUGCAGAAAUGUUAGAAAGAGCAGCUUCAAAUGGUAGAGAUAUUUCAAGAGAAGACUUCUAUAACAUUAUGGUCAAAAGAACCUUUUGA